UUACUUCUUAUGCACAUUUACCCUAAGAGUCCAUAAAACUGGUUGUGUGUAUAUGUGCUAGCCUGUAAGUUGUAUGUUGUCUUGAAGGUGAAAGGUAUGGGUAUUCUCCCUUCUACUAAUCAGCCACAAGGACCUAAGGAGUUAAAGUAAGCAGGAAGUGAGGCAGCUGCUCAUUUUCCAGGCACCACCCAGCAAGGGCCUUCCACUGACUGGGGACUGUGGGUCAGAAAGACUUGGGGCUGCUUGUGAAAAAGCUGUCUGCACUCUUGCCUUCCAUAUGUGCCAUUGUUACUUACUCUGUUGGGACCUUUGAGGCUGUUACUAUGGGUUGUCAGCUUCGUGCCGGAAGCAUUAUUAUUACUAGAGAAAUCAAGGAUUGCAAUGGCAUUGCUUUGACAUUGUCUUCCCAGAGAUUUCACUGAAGAAUAAUCUCAAAGGAACAUUUUUCUCUCUGUCCCUCUGUUAAUGUCCUUAGCAGCUAGCAAAUGUUUUUAAUGACCAGGAAAACAUCAACCACCCUUAUGCUUGGCCUGCUCCGGGCAGCUGAAUGAAGCUUUCUUCAAGUAGUUUCCAGAACUCUAUUGCUGAACACAUCUCUGUUGGAUGAAUGUUCAUGAAGCCCUUUUCAGAACCAGCUUAGGAAACUUCUGCCUUGUGGAGCCUGUGACAUGGAAGCUCUUGAAGUGGAUGAUAUCAGCCCAGCUUUGGAAGUUACUGAGGAUUUCUUUAGUUCUUUUGAUAGUAAGCUAGAAAAAGCUGUGCAGCAGACAGAGGUUUAUGGGAUUCAGGAAGUCCCUGAACUGGUGGGGCAUGAGGUACUUAGUAACAUAACAGACAAUGGUGCUAUCAGAAACGUUGCCUCCCUGGGCAAAGAGGGCAUGAUUUGGGACCACUGUAAGAGCAGGCUCUUUGAAACCAAAGCUCAAAAUGUCUUCCCAGCCAAAGAACAGUUUAUGGUUCAGAGAGGGACAACCCCAGAUAAUCUUUCCUGGAUGGAAGAAAAGGAAGCCUCAACAUUUAAUUUUUUCAACAUCUGUCAGCGUCGGAGGGACAGACCUCGUUCUGUGAAUGACUUAUUAGAUGAGACCUCUACUUUCAAGCCAGGGCAUGCUCGAUCAAGGUCAGAUAUUACCCAUGUGGACUGGAGAGUAGUCCUCAACGCCACACCUUUGCAGCAGCAGCAGCAACCAUCUCUUCAGGGCCUUCACUUCACUAGGCCACCAUUUCUGUCACCCUCAUCAAAUAAGGUAGAAGAUGCUCAAGGAAAUACUGAACACAAGCAGACAUUUCCAAACAUUCUGAAGAAGGGUUACGUGGAGAUUAGGAGGAACCAUGACAGUUACUGGCAAAGUUGUUAUGCAGAACUUUCACCCUACAACUUAUACUUCUAUAGUCUCAACAGCAGUGCAAAUCAAAACCUUUAUGCCACAUACCAACUUUCACACUUCCAGAGCAUAUCUGUUUUGGGCAACCUUGAGGCCAGAAUGGUGGAUACCAUCUUAUAUGACAACACUCAGCUACAGCUCAAGGCAGAGUCACCGUGGGAGGCUUUGGACUGGGGCCAGAAGCUUUGGGAAGUUGUGCAUGCUGCCGUGCCUGGUUACGUGGGAUGGCAGGAAAAGCUGGCAAACUCACCAGGCCUUGGUCAUAAUGCUGACUGUACACGGAAUCAUUGUUUACAGAAGAAAUCCAGUGGGCUGCUGCCAUCGUCCCCUGCCUCGGAUAGCCCCAAACAGUACCAAAACAUCCUCAAAUCAGGGACGCUUUACAGGCUAACUGUCCAAAACAACUGGAAGGCAUUUACGUUUGUGCUGAGUAGAGCCUGCCUUAUGGCUUUUCAGCCUGGCAAACUAGACGAGGAUCCCCUCUUGAGCUACAAUGUGGACAUGUGUCUGGCUGUCCAAAUAGACAACCUGGAUGACUGUGACUCUUGCUUUCAGGUCAUUUUCCCCCAAGAUGUUCUCCGCCUCCGUGCUGAGACCCGACAGAGGGCUCAGGAAUGGAUGGAGGCUCUGAAAACAGCUGCCAAUGCAGCAAGGAGUUCAGAGCAAAACCUGCAAGUGACACUGAGGAACAAAUCCAAGGAUCAUAUGGGUGGGCAUGAACUCAGGAAGAAUAAACGUCAGUCUGUGACUACCAGCUUCCUGAGCAUUCUGACGACUUUGUCUCUGGAACGAGGACUUACUGCUCAGAGUUUCAAAUGUGCAGGAUGCCAGCGAUCCAUAGGCCUUUCCAAUGGGAAAGCCAAGGUGUGCAAUUACAGUGGGUGGUAUUACUGCAACAGCUGCCAUGUGGAUGACAGUUUUCUUAUCCCGGCACGCAUUGUCCACAACUGGGAUACUUCUAAAUAUAAGGUGUCUAAGCAGGCCAAAGAGUUUCUGGAGUAUGUGUAUGAAGAGCCCCUGAUCGACAUCCAGCAAGAGAACCCCAUGCUCUACCUGCACGCUGAGCCACUGGCCACCAUAGUACGACUGAGGCAGCGGCUGAAGUCACUUCGGGCCUAUUUGUUCAGCUGUCGGGCAGCAGUAGCAGAGGAUCUCCGCCGAAGAAUUUUCCCCAGAGAAUACCUCUUUCAGCAGAUCCACCUGUAUUCCCUCGCCGACCUACAACAGGUGAUAGAGGGAAAGCUGGCUCCAUUCUUGGGCAAAGUCAUUAAAUUUGCCACCUCACACGUGUACAGCUGCAGUCUGUGUAGCCAGAAGGGGUUCAUCUGCGAAAUCUGUAACAAUGGAGAGAUCCUCUACCCCUUUGAGGAUAUUUCAACAAGCAGGUGUGAAAGCUGUGGAGCCGUUUUCCAUUCUGAAUGCAAAGAAAAGGCAGUCCCUUGCCCGAGAUGCGUCCGCAGAGAGCUGCAGAAGAAGCAGAAGUCUUUCUGGCGGAGGCUGAACAUGGACGAGAGUCUGGAGGAGGCCUGCAACCUGUUUGAGCUGUCCUACCAGAACACCUGACUCAGGCAGGGGCCCGGAGGCCAGAGAGUCAACUACUGAUGCUCCGUCAGCCCUCUAGUGGCUUCUGAACAAGCCGGUUAGACCCCUUUGGGAGAAGAGCGUGUCUAAUCUUCAGCUAGAUAUAGAUAUAUAUUUCUAUAAAUACAUACGUACCUAUGCAUCCUGUAUGUAUGCUCUGUAUAAAUUGUUGUCUAAAAGGUCCGUGGAGCCUCUGUGGCUGGAAAAACCUACCAAUAGCUGGAUUAUACUUAACCAUGAAUUUCAGCUGCUUGCUCCCAAGCAAAAUGCAGUUUACACUCAAUGCUUUAUAGUUUGGCCCCCUUUUUUUUUUUUUGCUCUCAGGGGCCAUUUUAUUACAUAGGACACAGGAUGAGGCAUUUCCUGCCUCACUUGUAUCAUUGUGGGGAGGGACGGAUGUUCUCUUUCAUUGAGAGAGCAGCACUUUGGUUUAUUUUUGUGUUAUUUAUUUUUAGCCUUUGCAGAGGCUGAGGUAACUGAGGCAAGAUCCAUCAUCAUCUAUUUCAUAAGAAAAUCUUCAAAACACAGGAAUGACUCCUGGCUCCUUCCAGGACCGUCAAUGGCUUUGUGUCUCACCUCCAGUUCUACCACGGAGGUGGGAUUGCCUAAAGAGCCAAAUGGCCCUGAAACCAGGAGCACAAGCUCCCACUGACAGAAAGCAUGCACCCCUGAUUUAUGAGGAGAGGUGGUUCUGGUUUCAAAGUUGAUCUCAGAAAGUUUCUUUUUCCUGAGAAAAGAAGAGACCUCUGCAACAAAUAACUGCAUGUUGUCAGUGUGUUUGCUGGUACAAAUCCCAGUGCCCGCGUAAUGAUUUGACUCACCAUCGUAUUUGCCAGGUUGUAAACAAGGCUCUGUCAAGAACAAUUUUCCAAAGGUUUUAUGGGUGAUAUUUAUGAUUUCUCAGUGGUGCUGGCCUGAGUAAACUUCCUGGAAUUGCUGAUAAAUACAUCAGCUAGCAGACUGGUAGAUAGGGUCAGUGGUACAUCCACUCCAAGAGACACUCUUAUGUUUCAUUGGAUCCUGCAGUUCUUACCUGUUCAUUGGAAAUGUUUAAUGUCUUACUGCUCUUCGCUGCUUUCUCCUUUGGAUGCUUAAUUUGUCAAUUUAAGCACUUCUCUCACAUUUUAAAAAUUGUUUUAAAGAUCAGAGUAGCAUGGAACUUCAAAAUACCAACUUUAAGCUAUUAAGAAAAUACCAAACUUACAAAUAUAACUAAUUAAUGAGUUAAAUCUAAUAUUGUUUAAAAUAUAUAUAUAUAUAAUUGCCACCUUAAAGCAAAACAAAAAGUGCUAAAAUAAAUAAUGUAAUAGAAAUAAUAAAUAUAAUUAAUUGCUUUGCCAUUUGGCAGGAUUGUGGGCUCCCACUGCAGUGACCUUUGAAGAGCCAAUGUAGAAGUCACUGUGACCAAAAUGGCAGGUAGAAUAGUACUGGAGACCUGUUGGCUCCCAUUCCUUCUACCUUAAUUCUUUCUAGAACAGAAAAAUAUGCUUAUAUUGAAACAGUCCACAAUCAACUCUCUGAGAAGAUCCUGUAUGUUUCACCACAGAGCAGGUGCCCUCAGUGCCGUCAUGGUUUGGUAGCUUCACUGCUUUUAGGAUAUAAAAAAUCAGCGGCCCGCAAAGUACUGUACAUGGUACCUUUAAGUCCAUCUCUCCUUUCUCCCACACUUUGGUCCCUCUGCAUCCCAACUAAUGAUACUUCUGUUCAUUGCAAGACAUGCCGUUUGAGCCUGACGUUUGUGUGGACUCUUAGAAGUGAGUAUUUUACCUCUCGACCCACACCAGUUCCUUUGGCCCCAGACCACACACACAUUUCAACUUAGUAGCUCACCAUCAUGCAUUUGUUUUCUGAUUAUACAGUAGCUGUAACCAAGGCAUGAAAUUUUAUUAAGAGGCCAGGUCCCCCAAAUAGUGAGCAGCUUCAUUUAAGAAAAAAAAAGGCCAGGGCCUAUUCAUGAGACACCUCAUGGUGCCUUUUACUCUUGGAAAAAGAGGUCGACUCUCCCUCAAGCGUAGUUAUAGAGAUGUGGCACACAAAAGAAAGGAAAAGGGUGGAAAAUUUCAAACAAGUGCUUGGCAAACAGGCAAACAAAUUUUAUCAUCUCUUCUUUCCUCCUCCCCUUCGUGAAAUACAGUAUUUAUAUUUUCCAGCUUCAGAGAAGAUAGCAGAACAUGAUCUUUCAUGAGAGAAUUAUAGACCAGCUUAUUAUAAAACAGAUGUGCUCCAAUGGCAAAGUGCCUUCUCCCUCCACCCCCAGCUCCUUGUCAUCAUAGCUUACUUUUGCCUUUGCUAUAAUUAAUGUAUCUGUGAUUCCAACUGUCAGCAAGGCCAUCCCAGCACACUGCAUUUGGAGACCUAAAGUACAGGACCGUCUCCUCCCCUGCUAACAGGGUUCAUUUUCUGUACAAAAUUCCCUGUCCCAAGGUACAUGCACCCUGGAUCAGACCUGCCAGGUGUCAAGGGUGGAAUUUGGGAUACCUGCUCUAAAUGCGUUUGAUUUCAUCGAUGCCCAUUUAGAGAGCCCUGCUAAAUAUUAGCAGUUCCUGUGAAAGCCUAAGGAGAGUUUUCCACCCACAUCAUUUACUGCUUAUUUUUCAAAAGGGAAAAAACCUAGAUGUGCUAUCACAGUCAGCUACCCAGAACUGGAACUGUAUCCCAGCUGCUUCUGUUUUCUCUCCUUUUUGAACAUCCCUGACGGCCUGCUCGCUGCCAGCCACAGGCCUCCACUGACGCUCUCGGCUACCACUGCCAAAAUCUGACAGGACGGAGUGGAGCCUGCGUAGGAGUGAGGUCUGCCGUGAAAAUUCAGAAUUGCUGUUCAGCCCAGAACAUCUUAGAGCAUAUGAACACCCUUACUGUUUUCAACCCUAACAAAUUACAAGGUGCCCUGUUAGGUAAAUUGUUCCACUGCUUAGAAACUGUCGAAACUAAGGCAAAUCUGUGGAUUACCACCACUUUGCCUCAUGUUCCAUUUUUCAUCCCAUAUUAAAUAUGUUACACAUAAAGCAUAUAAGAAAAUGGCCAAUUAAUCUCCUGGAGCUGGCAGCUGACCCCGGGUAACCUCUUUUCAUUGAAAGGCCCAUUCCCUGGUCUAACGCUUGAGGAAAUCCCUCCUAGCAGUGCCAGAAACUCAAGUGUGAGACAGUCCAACCCUGGUGAAAUGUUGGCAUCUAACCCUGCAGUAAAGAAGCUGGUUCUUAAAAUAGAUCUCAGUGUGUACCACUGCAGGAAGGCCACAAAGUACUUAAAAAGCAGUCAACUGGAAUGGGAGUAACAUUCUUUCCAGGGCUGCUUUACCCAAAGUUGAAAGUCUUUUUAUAUGAACAUCAUGUAAACUCUCAUCUUCCCCAGUCUCUUUUAGGGGUGAUUAGCUGGAAGGGUAAUGGCUCUUUGAUUCUUAUAGACUAGGCCUCCAUCAAAAAGGGAAUAUAGCUAGUGCUUAGGAUUUGUGGCUUUCAACCCAAUGGUGUCCUUCAGACUCCUGAAAAGGGACUGUGCUGUGAUUUCCUUCAGCUACAAUGAGAACAGAGGAGUUUCUAUCACUCUAGGAGCCAUAUCCAGGCCUUGCUAAGCUAAAGCCCACCCACGGCACCCCCACCUCAUCC
Messenger RNA from Choloepus didactylus (southern two-toed sloth), 6571 nucleotides. RefSeq names its product pleckstrin homology domain containing M3 (gene PLEKHM3). The record is from RefSeq and is a predicted model, not a curated record. The transcript has 8 exons. Lineage: Eukaryota; Metazoa; Chordata; Mammalia; Pilosa; Megalonychidae. The coding region runs from base 669 to 2948 and encodes 759 amino acids.